CCCCAGCUAAAAUAGAUUUUUAUUUUUAUUUGGGGGAUCAUGGAAGUUUUUUUUUCCCUAAUUUUUUAUCAUGAUAACUUUCAAAAUUAUAGAAAAGUUGAAUAGUGCGAUGAUCGCCCCCACUGGGAUUUAAUAAUUAACAUUUUGCUAAAUUUGCUUUAUCUAUAUAUGGAUAAAUAAAUGCAUAUACUUUUCUCUCUCUCUCUCUCUUUUUGUGGAACAAUUUGAAAGUAAGUUGUAGUUGUCACGUGUCAGUAUGUGUCUCCUAAAAUGACAGGCCCCUCCAGGACUGUUAGGACUGCUAAAAACAUGAAUGGAAAUGCACAAGUCGGCCCAGGGCAGGCGAGGUGGCUCCCCGAGGGAUUCUGAUUGUUCAUCUGGACGUGGGAAUCAUUCCAGAGGGACAGGCUGCAGCUGGAAAGAGUGGGGCUGUGCAGUCAACAGAAUCAAAUCUAGAAUCCUGACUCUGUCACUUUUUAGCUGGGUGACCUUGGGCAAAUGGCUUACCGUCUCUGAUGCUCAAUCCCCCUUAAACCUACCUGCCAAGCUUGUUUUGAGGCUCAAAUGAGAUAGUACACAGUGCCUGGCACAUAGUAGGCGUGCUUUAAAUAUUUUCAUUUCUCUUCCCACCCUCUGUUCAUAGCCGCCUGCACUUAGCAAGCAUUCGAUAAGUGUGGAAUUCAUUAAUGCAGUAGGCCACUCUUUAUGGAGGACCUUCCCUGUGCCACGUGCUAGGCCUUGAAGAGUCAAUGUGUUGGACAAGUGGUGAAUAUCAAGGCCAAGGUGAACCGGGCCUUCAACUCCAGCAUGGAGGUGGGCAUCCAGGUGGCCUCUGAGGACCUGUGCUUGGAGAAGCAGUGGAGCGUGUGCAAGGCCUUGGCCACUUUUGUGGCUCACCGCGAGCUCUCCAAGGUCAAGCUGAGGCAGACCACACCGCGGACGGAGGAGGAGAAGACCGAGCACAGCGUGGCGGCUGAGCGCCGGCGCAUGCGGCUGGUCUACGCGGACACCAUCAAGGACCUCCUGACCAACUGCGUCAUUCAGGACGAUCUGGAGAGCAGAGACUGCAGCGACAUGGUGCCAGCCGAGAAGACCCGUGUGGAGAGCGUGGAGCUGGUCCUGCCCCCCCACGCCAACCACCAGGGCAACACCUUCGGGGGCCAGAUCAUGGCCUGGAUGGAGAAUGUGGCCACCAUCGCAGCCAGCCGGCUGUGCCGUGCCCACCCUACGCUGAAGGCCAUUGAGAUGUUCCACUUCCGGGGCCCAUCCCAUGUUGGGGACCGCCUGGUGUUCAAGGCCAUCGUGAACAACGCCUUCAAACAUAGCAUGGAGGUGGGCGUGAGUGUGGAGGCCUACCGCCAGGAGGCCGAGGCCCACCGGCGGCACAUCAACAGCGCCUUCAUGACCUUCGUAGUCCUAGACGCAGAAGACCAGCCCCAGACGCUGCCCUGGAUUAGGCCCCAGCCUGGGGACGGCGAGCGGCGGUACCGAGAGGCCAGUGCCAGGAAGAAGAUCCGCCUGGACAGGCAAUACAUUGUGUCCUGUAAGCAGACGGAGAUGCCCCUCUCUGUCCCCUGGGACCCAAGCAACCAGGUGUACCUGAGCUACAACAAUGUCUCCUCCCUGAAGAUGCUCGUGGCCAAGGACAACUGGGUGCUGUCCUCGGAGACCAGCCAGAUCCGCCUGUACACUCUGGAGGAAGACAAGUUCCUCUCCUUCCACUUGGAGAUGCUGGUGCAUGUGGACGCCACCCAGGCCUUCCUGCUGCUCUCAGACCUGUGUCGGAGGCCCGAGUGGGACAAGCACUGCCGUCAUUUUCUGUUAUGCCAACACACUACUUUGGGGGGUUCUGCCAUCAUUUGUCCAAUGGCUUAUGAGGAGGAGCCAAUAUUCCUGAGUAUAUCCAUAAGGAGCGUCUGUGAUUUGGAAACUCAGAGCGUGGAGCUGGUGCAGCAGGUGGACGAGGACGAUGCUAUCUACCACAUCAUCAGCCCCGCCCUCGGCGGUGACACCAAGCCCCAGGACUUUGUGGUCUUGGCCUCUCGGCGGAAGCCUUGUGACAACGGGGACCCCUAUGUCAUUGCUCUGAGGUCAGUUACGCUGCCCACGCACCGCGAGACUCCGGAGUACAGGCGUGGGGAGACCAUCUGCUCAGGCUUCUGCUUCUGGCGAGAGGGGGACCAGUUGACCAAGGUGUCCUACUACAACCAGGCCACCCCGGGCUUUCUCAACUACGUGACCACCAACGUGGCCGGCCUCUCCUCGGAGUUCUACACCACCUUCAAGGCUUGUGAGCAGUUCCUCUUGGACAACCGGAACGACCUGGCCCCCAGCCUCCAGACCCUCUAGGCACCCUCAGUGGCCGCCUCACUCCCACUCCCGCUCCGUCCUGCCCCCAAGGACACACGUGCAGCACACUGAGGAAGGCAGAGGCCUUUAUUCCCUCCUGCCUUGGGAAGCCUUGACCCGGGGGGCCGCCAACCCAGCACUACGGGGUGGUCAGUUUCUGCCAACAUCCGCCAGCAAGUCUUCACGGUAGCUCUGGGGCAGCCUAUAGUAGACGCGGGUCCUGUCCACGGCCCUGGCUGCCAGCAGCACUGCCCGCACAGAUGCAUAGUUGCCCCCUGCAGGGCUGUGCUCGACCGUGAUGGUGGCCCGGGGGGAGGCUGCCAGCAGCCUGGCCACAGCUCCAGCCCUGCUCUGGCCCAGCGCCCCAGCCUGCAGCUGGAAGGACACAGGUUGCCAGAGGCCCUGGCACAGCUCCAGCAUAUCAGUGAGCAGCUGUUCUCCGUAGCCACUGCCCAGCACCUCCUUAGGCCAGCCUGGUGCCACCGUCACGUGGGGGAAGACCUCGGCCACAGCUGUAAGCAACUCCCUGCCGGCCAUGUGGCCAGGGACCGUGAAACUCCCAUGGGAGAUUGUGGCUCCAACCCACACAGGCCGAGGCAGCUGGCCAAGGGUGGAGAGGUGGGCCAGCAUGGCCAGGGACGGCCUGAGGGCUGUGGGCUCUGCUACGUGCAAGUGGACACCCCAGCGUCCAGGGCGUGUGGCGAGCUGCAGCAGGCAGGACUCCAGCGGCAGGGCAGGGCCACCUGGGACACGCACGAUGGGCACGGGGUCCCCAGUCGCAGGCCCCUGGAGGCCAACGGUCAGUAGGAUCAUGCCUUCUCUGUCUGGAAGAGGCAGCGGAGGCAACAGUGUCUGGGGGUUGGGUGAUCAUGGGGGUGUCAGAGGCCCUUGUUAAAGGGGUGGUGGAAUGGUAAUGGAGCAGCCACGGAGCAGGAGCUGGUGCGUGGUCUGUCUGGGCUCUGUCCACCGGUCUGGGCUCCAGGUGGAAGGGCUGCUGUAAACACAUGCCUGGGCUUCAUCAGAAUCACGUAAGCUGCGAGCUCAGCCCUUGGCAUCUGCCUGUGGCUCAGCCCUGGGGCCUGUGCCCCCCUCUCCUGCAGCGCCAUGUGGCUGAGGGCUGAAGGGCAGGAGCCCCAUGCUCUUGACACCUCUGUACUCCCCUUCCUCAGAGCCUGCGUGUUGCCAUGGUAACGGAGACCUGAGGUACCGGCUCCGAGCAAAGGAAAUCCCACAGUUUAGCUCGGAGCGCAGGGGCUGCAGGCAGGCCUUACCUGGGAGUCGAACAGUUGCUGUUCUUCCGUUGCCCUGGAUGUCAGGAGCCAGCCACUCCACGCUCAGACCGUCACUCCCGGGGAGCUGGAGAAGAGGGACCAGGCUGCCCCCCGUGUAGGAGAUUCGCUUCCGUGUGGCAUUCACUGUGGGCCCCAGAUUGCUAAGGUGAAGCGGCUGCCGUUCACGGAGCGCCCUCUGUGCGCACUGCUCUUCACUCGUUCUCUCUAAGCCACACAGCAACCUGCCAGGCAGCUGUCAUUCCUGUGUCGUAGGUGACAAGAAGUGACUUGCCCGAGGUCCUACAGCCAAUAAGCAGGGUAGCUGGGACUGGAACCUGAUGAAGCCGGGUCCAGCUGGUGUCCCUCCCCCUCGCCUAGAUGGCUCCCUGCAGGAACGUUGAGUCUGAUGGCUCCCCUUUGAGGUGGCUUAACUGCAGGCUCUCCUAGGUUUGUUGUCAAGGGAACGAGGGGUUUGGGCGAGGAAACAGGUAGCGUCUGGAUCAUUGAAUAGUGGGUACAGUGGAGGGGCCCCUCUGAAACCUUAGAGAAAGCCGCAGAGGAACUGUGCUGCGAGGGGAAGUGUGGGGUUUGGAAUUGGCUGGGUUCUAAUGUGAGCUGUGCCAUGUAUGAGCUGAAUGACUUUGUAUAAAUUACUUAACUGUUCUGAA
Molecule: messenger RNA, 4288 nt
Organism: Diceros bicornis minor
Lineage: Eukaryota; Metazoa; Chordata; Mammalia; Perissodactyla; Rhinocerotidae
Gene: ACOT11
Product: acyl-CoA thioesterase 11
Exons: 15
Coding region: 808-2349 (513 amino acids)
Cellular component (GO): extracellular exosome
Molecular function (GO): lipid binding; thiolester hydrolase activity
Source: RefSeq, a predicted model, not a curated record